Molecule: messenger RNA, 1842 nt
Organism: Culicoides brevitarsis
Lineage: Eukaryota; Metazoa; Arthropoda; Insecta; Diptera; Ceratopogonidae
Gene: dco
Product: discs overgrown protein kinase
Exons: 1
Coding region: 603-1754 (383 amino acids)
Biological process (GO): signal transduction; positive regulation of canonical Wnt signaling pathway; endocytosis
Cellular component (GO): nucleus; cytoplasm
Molecular function (GO): ATP binding; protein serine/threonine kinase activity
Source: RefSeq, a predicted model, not a curated record
UACAAAGGUGAUUGUGUCGUGCGAGUUUUUCGUGAAUUUCUCUGAAAAUUUGGUCGUAAAAAUCGUGGAAAUGUAAAAAACGGAAAAACUACUGCACGUACAAACAGUUCAAGCGGAAAUUUUACGUUAAUUCUACGUAAAAAUCGGAGAGGAAAAUCAUUUUUCCUUGUUACUCACACAGACACUGAAAACACAUACACACGCAACAAAGAAACGAAUCCACCAUUUUUUAGCUACGUUUAACGAAAAUUAAAAGCGAAUUUUCGCCCCUUAAAACUCCCGUAAAAGUCCCGUGAAAAGUGGCGAAACGAUGUACAUAACGUGAUGCGCAAGUGAUUUAGUGAAUAAAGUACGGAAAAGCGCUUUGGAUUUAAUUCGAAUAAAAACAGGUGUAACAAUUGGAUUGGUGUGCAAGACACAUUACAAAAAUUGAUUGAAAAGAAAAAAUAUAAAAAAUUUGUUCAAAAAUGCAUUUUCUGUAGUCGCGUUCGAACAAAGAGUAGAAGUUUAGUUGAAAUUUUGAGUUUAAAGUACUAAAAAAAAGUUGGAAAAAAGCGAAAAACGCAAAAAUUGUGAAAUAAAAAAACGAGUAAAGUGCUAAAAUGGAGUUGCGAGUAGGAAACAAGUAUCGUUUAGGGCGAAAAAUCGGUUCGGGAUCGUUCGGCGACAUUUAUCUGGGCACGACAAUUUCGACGGGCGAAGAGGUAGCAAUAAAGUUAGAAUGCAUAAAGACAAAGCACCCACAACUGCACAUCGAGAGCAAAUUUUACAAGAUGAUGCAGGGCGGCAUCGGGAUCCCGACGAUAAAAUGGUGCGGUUCGGAAGGCGAUUACAACGUGAUGGUAAUGGAACUGCUCGGACCCUCGCUCGAAGACUUGUUCAACUUUUGCACGCGUCGCUUCUCGCUGAAAACGGUCUUGCUGUUGGCGGACCAGAUGAUUUCGCGCAUCGACUACAUCCAUUCGCGCAACUUCAUUCAUCGCGACAUCAAGCCAGACAACUUCCUCAUGGGUCUCGGCAAAAAGGGUAAUUUAGUGUACAUCAUUGACUUUGGCUUGGCGAAAAAAUACAAAGAUUCCAAGACGAUGACGCACAUCCCGUACCGAGAAAACAAAAAUCUCACGGGCACGGCGCGCUACGCCUCGAUCAACACGCAUUUGGGCAUCGAACAGUCGCGACGCGACGACCUCGAGUCACUAGGUUACGUUCUCAUGUACUUCAAUCUCGGCACGUUGCCGUGGCAAGGCUUGAAGGCGGCCAACAAACGACAAAAAUACGAACGGAUAAGCGAGAAAAAGCUGUCGACGCCCGUGCACGAGCUGUGCAAGGGCUUUCCCGCGGAAUUCACCACAUACCUUAGCUACUGCCGUCAAUUGGACUUUGUCCAGCGUCCCGACUACUGUUACUUGCGCAAACUCUUCCGUACGCUGUUCCAUCGGCAGGGCUUCACGUACGACUACGUCUUCGACUGGAACAUGCUGAAGUUUGGCGGAUCGCGGAAUGCCAGUAGCACGAGUGGCGGUACUGCGGGAGCUGUGGGCGCUCCCACGGGAAAUAACGUCAUGCCAGGACCAAAUCAGAACAAUGAGCACGAGUCGACGCGCGAUCGACGCAACAACCUCCAAAUGCAGCACAGCACGAACCAGCAACAAGACGAGCCGAUGACGUCGAAUUCACGUGUUUACGACACGCCGGAACGCCGUUCAUCGAUAAGACUUCGCGGGCAAAACAUAGACUCGCGAGCCAUCAAAUAAUAGUUUGUGUAGUGAAAUAUUCUUCUUUGUAUAUCGUAAAGAGUUAGAGAUUAGAGGCAGUUUUUUUUUUCAUCGUAAAACCCCCACU